AUGGGACUGAUUCGUGAUCGGAGGUGUCAUCACAGCUUGGAGAUGACUGAAUGCCACAAUUAUAACUUUGGACUGGCAAAGUGUCACACUUCUAAAAGAUGUCAAAAGCAAAGAUCUACUCUAAUAACAGGCAAAUGUAGACAAAAAUUAUCUCCAUUUUUUCUUGGUCGUUUCAUCGCCAUUUCGAUGGCGAUACGUUUCGUUGUUAUGAUGGCGAUAUGGACUGUCAUAUUCGUAAACUCAUUUCACAACCAAGAAGUUUCAAUUCCUUCAAACGAAGGAUACUGUGGCCCAUGCCCUAAAAAUUGGUUAUGUUAUAGAAACCACUGCUACCAAUUUUUUAAUGAGAGCAAAACUUGGUACCAGAGCCAAGCUUCUUGUAUGUCUCAAAAUUCCAGCCUCCUGAAGAUAUACAGUAGAGUGGAACAGGAUUUCUUCAAAUUGGUGAAGUCAUAUCAUUGGAUAGGACUCAUACAAAUUCCGACAAAUGGAUCCUGGCAGUGGGAAGAUGGCUCCAUUCUCUUGCCCAACCAACUAACACUGGUGGAAAUGCAGAACGGAACCUGCAUUGUCUAUGGCUCAAGCUUUAAAGGCUACACAGAAAACUGUUCAGCCCUGAACACAUACAUCUGCAUGCAAAGGAUUGGGUAGACUCAAUCAAUCCAUCCCAACACAAAACAGGAACAGAGAAGGGAUUGCACCGGCAGGAACAAUGCUAUGUGGCUGAAGGAAACAAACAAUGGGACAAACACAGGAAAAACAUACACCUCCUGGGCUCUCCAGAAUAGGACCACAGAACUAUUCUGCAUCUAGUAUUCUGUAAGACAAAGGAAGGCAAUUCAGAAAUCAUCAAGUCCACCUCUACCAUG
Molecule: messenger RNA, 869 nt
Organism: Urocitellus parryii (Arctic ground squirrel)
Lineage: Eukaryota; Metazoa; Chordata; Mammalia; Rodentia; Sciuridae
Gene: Klrk1
Product: killer cell lectin like receptor K1
Biological process (GO): positive regulation of natural killer cell mediated cytotoxicity
Cellular component (GO): external side of plasma membrane
Molecular function (GO): signaling receptor activity
Source: RefSeq, a predicted model, not a curated record